Molecule: messenger RNA, 621 nt
Organism: Phaeodactylum tricornutum CCAP 1055/1
Lineage: Eukaryota; Bacillariophyta; Bacillariophyceae; Surirellales; Neidiaceae
Exons: 1
Biological process (GO): heme catabolic process; heme oxidation; response to oxidative stress
Molecular function (GO): heme oxygenase (decyclizing) activity; heme binding
Source: RefSeq, a predicted model, not a curated record
CUUUCGCAAAGUCUCAAACAAGGCACGGCCGUGGCACACCAAGCCGCGGAAGAUGUACACUUUGUCCGCAACUUUAUCCGAGGCCAGAUUGAUCGGGACGUGUACGCCCGAAUGGUGGUGUGUCUGUACCACGUGUACGAGGCUCUUGAAGUCGCCCUCGAUGAACAUGCUCCCCGCUGUUUCCCAUCCCUCCAUUUUCCUACGCAACUCCGACGCGUCCCGGCCCUCGCCGAAGACCUGGAUUUUUGGGUCCGCGGUGGUGAAAAUGCCGUUGUCAACGAGAUAACCCCCGCAACGCAAGACUACGUCGACCGAAUUCGCCACAUUGCCCGAACGGACCCCGUGCUCUUGUUGGCCCAUUCCUACACACGCUACCUGGGGGAUCUGUCCGGGGGCAAGAUCCUCGCUCGUGUCGCUAAACGCGCCCUCCAACUCGAUACAGACGGCCUCGCCUUUUACGAAUUCCCCCAAGUGCCUAGUCUCAAACUCUUCAAGGACGAAUACCGCCGCGCGCUGGACGACAGCGAAUUGCGACUCACGCCCGCACAAAGGCAGCACCUCGUCUCGGAAGCCAACGUGGCAUUUUUACUCAACAUGCGCAUCUUUGAAGAACUCGAUGUC